This is a messenger RNA of Triticum turgidum subsp. durum (durum wheat), 1023 nucleotides long. Lineage: Eukaryota; Viridiplantae; Streptophyta; Magnoliopsida; Poales; Poaceae. The record is from the annotation of a GenBank genome assembly.
AUGGAGGCGCCGGCGGCCAGAGGAGGAGCGCGAAUGCGGCUCCGGCUGGUGUCCCUGGUGGUGGUGGUGGCGAUGGCGGCGGCGACGGCGCGGGCGCAGCUGCAGGUCGGGUACUACGACACGCUGUGCCCGGCGGCGGAGAUCAUCGUGCAGCAGGAGGUCAGCAAGGGGGUGUCCGGCAGCCCCGGCACCGCCGCCGGCCUCCUCCGGCUCCACUUCCACGACUGCUUCGUCAGGGGCUGCGACGGGUCGGUGCUGCUGGACUCGACGCCGGGCAACCAGGCGGAGAAGGACGCGCCGCCAAACUCGAGCCUCCGCGGGUUCGAGGUGAUCGACGCGGCCAAGACGCGGCUGGAGCAGGCCUGCUACGGCGUCGUCUCCUGCGCCGACGUGCUCGCCUUCGCCGCCAGAGACGCCCUCGCCCUGGUCGGAGGCAGCUCGUACCAGGUGCCGGCCGGGCGACGAGACGGCAACGUCUCGGUGGCGGGGGAGACCAACGGGAACCUGCCGCCGCCGACCGCCAACGUGAACCAGCUCAACCAGAUCUUCGGCUCCAAGGGCCUCUCCCAGGCCCAGAUGGUCGCGCUCUCAGGGCGCACACGGUGGGUAUGGCGCAGUGCAGCUCCUUCAGCAGCCGGCUCUACUCGUACGGGACCAACGGCGGCAAGGACCCCAGCAUGGACCCGGCCUACCUGGCCACGCUCACCACGCAGUGCCCGCAGUCCGGCGCCAGCCAGCCCGUGGCCAUGGACCCCGUCACGCCCAACACCUUCGACACCAACUACUACGCCAACGUCGCCGCCAACCGCGGCCUGCUCGCCUCCGACCAGGCCCUCCUCGCCGACAACAGCACCGCCGCGCAGGUCCUCGGCUACACCGCCAGCCCCGGCACCUUCCAGACCGACUUUGCCAGCGCCAUGGUCGCCAUGGGCGCCAUCGGCGUGCUCACCGACAACCAAGGCACCAUCAGGACCAACUGCAGGGUCGUCGGCUAGCUGCUCGUCCAUCAGGAACCUGAACUGA